Monosiga brevicollis MX1 is the source of this 4644-nucleotide messenger RNA. RefSeq lists its product as uncharacterized. The coding region runs from base 1 to 4644 and encodes 1547 amino acids. Gene Ontology annotation, biological process: protein phosphorylation; multicellular organism development; positive regulation of kinase activity. Lineage: Eukaryota; Choanoflagellata; Craspedida; Salpingoecidae. Gene Ontology annotation, cellular component: signaling receptor complex. Gene Ontology annotation, molecular function: ATP binding; transmembrane receptor protein tyrosine kinase activity. The record is from RefSeq and is a predicted model, not a curated record. The transcript has 16 exons.
AUGCCUCAUUUGCGGCAGCGCCCUCAAACCUGGGCGUUGGUCCUUUUGCUCAUCGCCACUGUUCUGAAUAACGUUGCUCUGGCGCGUGUGGAUUGUCGGGUGGACUCAUGUACCAACGGGGGUGCCUGUGUCGUUCACGGCAACUUCACCGAGUGUGUCUGCCCCAGCGCAUGGCAGGGCUUACGUUGCCAGUACCCCACCGUCUGUAGAACCAACUUCGACUGCGCCCGCGGUCUUUGUCAAAAUGGCAAAUGCUCUUGCCCGGGCAACUGGGGCGGCGGCGCUUGCGAGUUGCGCUUCACAGACCUCGGCUACUUCUACGACCUUCAGCAGGACAAAAUCGAAGCCUGCCCUACUGGUACCUACAGUUCCGCCCUAUACGGCUCGGUAUGCCGACCCGUGAUUUUGGGCCAAUUCCCCAUCCGCUUUGGCAUUUACGCCGACAGCGCCGCCACCCACAUCACGGGCUGUCCACAAGACCACGAAUGUAUUCCCCCCACAUACGAGCCGAUUGCGUGUGACGAUGAGGAGACGGCCUCGUACGAGUCAGGCAUGUGCUCCGAUGACGCCUGCCCGCCGGGCUGGACCGGUGACUACUACUGCGAAAAGUGCCCCUCUGGCACUUACAAAAACGAAACCAGCCGGGCACCAUGCACCACAGUCCCCACCGGCUAUUAUGCCACCAUUGUCAUGGACGAGUACGUGUCGUCCUACGAGUUGAACGGAAUGAAUCCCGCACCCGUUACUAGCCGUGCCUCGGAUAUUCGCUCGUGCCCACCCGGCUGGGCCUGUCUUGGCGGGAGCAUCAAACCCUUUCGAUGCCCAUCCGGUUUAGCUAAGCCGGCGAAGGAUUCCUGCCGCCCCUGCCCGGAGAAUCACAUCAACAACGGCCAAUUUGCCGCUUGCAUCCCCUGCCCGGCCGGUACCUUUGCCUUUUCCGACACGGAAUGCCUCAAGAUUUUCACAGAAUGCCCAGCCAGCAUGUAUUCGGCCUCAGGAGCGGCACCAUGGAUAAGCACCGCUGAUUUGCGCGUGUCCUUUGGUAGCUUGACACCUGAAGAUGUCCUACACCCAUACGUGCUCGACAAUAUCAGCUAUACCUAUGAACAGCACUAUUACAGCAGCGAGGACCUUCAAGAAUUCACCUUCAAUGUCACCUUGAACCUAUACUCUGGCAGCACGCCCACUUUUUCCUGUGUCAUCCGCGACAUCAUCUCCGAUGGGUGGACAGAAUACGUCGACGACCUGGGUCGACUGCAACAAGGGUCUGUGCUUCGCCAAUAUCUGGCCUCAGACACCAUGCUCGUCCAGGGCGGCACAUACGUCCCAACACUGGAGAUCAAUCGCACGCCAUCCCGACUUAGCGCCAAGAUUAGCAGCCACACGCCAAUCACCUACGAUGGGCCCUCCUUUGUGGGCCAAGGUACCACACUCAUUGCUGAGCUUGUGUACUGCGAUGCAGAUGCCAGCAACUCCCGCGUGCGUGGCACAAGUGACCCAGUGGAUGUGGAAUUUGCCUUCCUGGGCGGUGGACAAAUGUCGACCACGAGCUUUGAUUACAACGACAUUAUCGCCGGUACCUUUCUCCCCCUGGACACAAACAACUUUGUUGUGACCGCGGAGGCACAUGAAAAUUCCGCUAAUUUUGUGCGAGCUGAUCCCACCAAACAGUGCUUCCAGUUGCACGCCGAGCUCUCCAUGGACGGAUGGCCUAGCAUUGAGUCAACUGAAAUUGUGGUCAGCUUCAUCCUGCCUCCUUCUUUUGCCAACAGCCUGGGCAACAACUCCAUGCUCUACCCGGUUGCCGGCUCCGCCGUGUUCUUCCAGAGCAGCUUGACAGAGCAACAGGAAGCCUCCAGGACCAACGUGAUUAUAUCGGGCGAUUUUUCCGCACCCAUCUUUGUUGGAUGCAAGGACGUCGUUUUUGUUGUUAACACCACGGACUCUCAAGUGGCAGUCAAUUGGACGGUGCCUUCAGUGCUUGACAACGUCGGUGUCACGGCUUUCUAUGCCAGCGCCACACCUGGACUCGUCAAAUCUUGGAACGAUCUUCCCUUGACAGUCACCUACGACGCCAACGAUGCCGCUGGAAACCAUGAAUCGUGUACAAUGGUCAUUGACGUGCGCAACAUUGCUUGGUCUGAGGCGACGCUUGCCGUGCGCAUGCUCAACCAAGCCACUACCUUUGCUGCCGAAGAAGUUGAGUCGCAACUUAGCACAUUGAUGCGCCGCAUCUCUUUGCUUGAUCCUAUCGAUUCGAACCCCUUUCAAGAUUUCCAGAUUGACCUGGACGACGCCUGUGUCUGGGCAUGGCGCAUUCAAGCACCAACCAACUUUCAAUUACAGAAACGUGGUGGCUCGAGCAGUCUUGAAUUUCAGCUGGUUACGACCAUGGAUGCUGUGGUAGGAAGUAUUGACAGCAGCUUUUUCAACCACGCAUUUGUUCGCGUCGAUUUUGAGAAUCUACUUCAUGCAAACACCCAAGCCCCCGCGCAGCUUGAUGCGCACUGGUUCCAGGCCGAAUCGGUGCUGGACGACCGCGAUGGCUACAGGCUACGAAUCUGGGGCAGCGGUGCAGAUGAAGUAUUUGACAGGCACCUGGUGUUUUCAGCAAUGAACAUUCGCAUCGUUUUGCCCGAGUUGACUCGAUUACAGACUCAAGAUGUGCACCUCUUAAACUUUUCCGUGCGAUGGGCAAGCCUCGACCUUCGCAUCCCCGCAUCUACGGACGAUCCCGAGAACUUUCUGACGCUCAUCAAGGAAGACUCGGAGCCACCACAGCUCACCUGCCCACUGGAUAUGGAGCGCACUCUGGGUGAAGACGAGUCUUCCUACAUCCUAAGCUAUGCCGAGGCCGUUCCACGUUUGCUAAGAGACAACAAGGCCCGUAUCCCGAAUCCUCACAUUGUGGACUUCCUUUCCGUUAGCCGCACUUAUCGCCAACUCAAGGCCUACAACUUUGCGGAUCGCUUACAAGAAUUGGAGGACCAGCUUGAAGGCGAAGGAGACCUUGUGGUACCACGCGAAGUGGAGCGACGACAUCUCAAAGUACUGGAAACGUUGGGCAGUGGCCAUUGGGGCAUCGUGUCCAAAGCUCUGCUGGAGGAGAAUAUCAUGUCGGGUGUACCAGGCUUCUUGGUGGCCGUCAAAAUUCUUAAAACGCAGUCGGAUGAGGCACUCAUUGAGCUGACGCGCGAAGCCGCCUUCAUGGCUCAGUUCAACCACGACAACGUUGUGCGCCUGCACGGUGUCAUCACGAAGGAUCAGCCCGUAAUCAUGAUCAUGGAAUAUUGCGAGCAUGGCAGUCUGCAGUCUUUCCUGCGCGACAACGACACUGCACCCCAACAGCGACUUCAAAUGGCGCUGGACGCCGCCAUGGGUUUGGCCUACCUUGCAGGGCGCGGUGUCGUCCAUCGCGACGUGGCGGCUCGUAACGUGCUCCUGUCUAGCGAGCUGAGGGGCAAGAUUGCCGAUCUGGGUUUGACGAGACAAGCUGAGGCCGACUCAGAGUACUACACCUCCAAGGGUGGUGCCGUCCCUGUCAGGUGGUCCGCCCCAGAGGCGCUCGAGGAGCACAAGUUCUCACAAGCCUCGGAUGUCUGGAGUUGGGGCAUCCUUCUGUAUGAGAUUGAGACAAAGGCCGCCUUGCCGUAUGACGGCAUGUCGAAUCAGAAAGUUUGGAUCAACGUGGCUGCUGGUUACCGCCUGGAGAAACCCACACAAACACCCGCGGCCCUCUACGCCUUGAUGCGCGACUGCUGGGCAGAGGAGACCAGGAGCCGCCCGGGGUUUUGCGAGGUGGUAAAUCGUCUCGAAGACUUUGCCAUCAGCCAAAACUUUUCCUACGAAAUCCCUCGGCCGAUGUCCGGUGAUGCCUCGCUUUGCACGAGUGCUUACACCUCUGCAGGCUAUGAAAAGCCUGUGCGAACGGAAUCCCCUUUGCCGCCCUUGACCCCAGCCUUGUCCUCGACGGCCGUAUCGCCACUGCCGCCGCCUGUGGCCCCACGCCCCACCCUGCAGGCACCACCGCAUCUGUCGUCGCGGCCGGUGAGCGCCAAUAGCGGCUAUGAGCGGCCACAAGCCGCUUCGCUCGCGUCUAGUCACUAUGAUGCCCCAGCAUCGACUCUGCCUCGCCGCAGCAAGUCACCGCGAGCGUCACACCACGGGCACCCUGCUCCUCAAUUGACAUCAGUGAGCGAGGCCAGUGAACUGGCCGACCUGGCGUCCAGCAUGCCCACGGUCACCACGAACGACUCGGCCCCCACCACUUUUGCUUCCCCCGAGGCCACCUACCUGCCUCUGGUCGGCCGUGGUGAUCAGCUGUUGUACGCCGACCAGGCCCUCCCUGACGCCAACAGCAUCAAUCGCGUGGAGACCCUGCGAACAAGCAACCCACCCUCGAAGCGCAGUUCAAGUGCGUGCAGCAGCAUUGCAUCAGAGCCUGCAGAUCAAGGAUACAUGAACCUAUACUCUUCAGCCAUUGCAGCAUACGAAACCGGCGUGGUGCGCAAUAGUGCUGACAACGGGGCCGUCAUUGACAUGCCCAACAAUGAGAGCGUGAAUCCCUUGUACAAGCCUCACUCGCGGGCAAGCAGUGUCGGGGGCUUGACCCGCAACAACUCUCGAGCAAGCAGUCUGGUUUAA